Messenger RNA from Cuscuta campestris, 1104 nucleotides. Lineage: Eukaryota; Viridiplantae; Streptophyta; Magnoliopsida; Solanales; Convolvulaceae. The record is from the annotation of a GenBank genome assembly.
AAUGUGCCAUUUGGCAUUCUUUAAGGCAUAAUUUUUUGACACGUGGUAUGCCACGCGUCUCCUCUACGAAUGACUUACCAAAUUUGCGGUCUGCUAAAGGAAAGAAUUAAAGUGCCCAUAAUUUACCGUCUCUGCUUGGCUAAAGCCGAAGGAAAGUAUGGAAGAUCCUAAUGAUCUCUACAAUUAGAUGUUGAUUCGGCCAAUCUUCUUCACAUCCAUGAUGGGGUUUGGGUAAAUGGGUUAUGUGUAUUGCAGCAAAAGCUGUGGCCUUUCAGUGGCAAUCUCUCUGGCUGACAAGAGUUUCCAUCAAGAAGACCAGAACUCAAGGCCGGAGCGAUAACGGAAAAGAACACCGGUUUGAAAACAGUGAAGAUUUCGCCCGACUUCAGGAUCAACCCAGAUCCGCAUUUUGGUCAUGUAAUUUUUUCUGGGAGGAGUUUGCAAAUACAGGCCAUGAUGGAGAUGAAAUUGAUGUUGACAGGAGAGGGUUUGAGACCUGGAGAAACAUGUCUAAAAUGUAUUUUUUUGUCAUUACGGGCAAGUUGAUUCGGCCAAUCUUCUUCAGAUCCAUGGCCGUGUCCAAGAUUCCGCCACUCUCUGCAAUUCGGUUCUUCGCCUAUUUAUUCACAGAGAAGGAAGCUAUCCAAAAUUACACACCUCUUCUACGCCAAUUACCCCAUCUCUUCUUCGUCAAAUGAAAGAAUCGGUAUUUCACCGAUCUAUCUUUAUCUCUUCGUCACCAAGGAGUUCGACACCGAAUUAAAGUUCGGAAUGUUCAAGAUUGCAAUAAUUCUUUAUUUGGUUGAAAUUAUUGAACCACAGUGCCGCCUGCCGGACCAAUCUGGGGGGCUAAUCCGGCCUUCCUUCUCCGAUGGGUACCUCUACCCUAUUUCGCCGGAAUUUCGUCGGGGGCACUUGCCCAGACUGAUUUUAAAUCAAAGAAAAAGGACUUUUAGGUGCAUUGUCCAUCCGGGGGAGGUGUUCACUGUGGCGUUGCAGCAAUUGUUGCAGGGUACCAACGGAUUAGCGGCUAUAUGAUCAUCUGGGUAUGAUCACCUCUAAUUCUUCUUUUGAUUAUUUCUUCACUAAAGCCUUACUUGGAAA